UCGUGUCCUCCCACAAUGGAUUGCAUUGCAACACUUGCAAUACGUCAUUCACUAGCACCUCGCAUUCGAUUGUGUAUCACGCCAGCUGUGUCUGCAUCUGUAUGCGUAAAAUUGGAAUGGAGAAAGGAGUCCAUUAGGAUUAAUGUAAUACGGCUCGCAUGGCCAACAAUAUGACUAAUAUAUAAUGUGGAGUCGCUCGGGACUCGGAGACAAUAGAAGAUUAGAGGAACAUUAUCAAUCCUCUUGCAGUUGUCGUUUGUUGAACAUGGUCUACACGGGAUUCGGUAUACAAGUGGCACGUGAUUAAAUUCAAAACUAGUAUUAUUCAUACUAGUUGCUGUCAAAAUGUGAAGAUUUAUUAUCUUCCAAGCACGAGGGAUAUCAUUAAUCGACGACUUCGUGGAUUUCUUUGUAUAAUUUAUAUCAUCAUGUCGUAUUCUAUCAAUAGACGACCGUUGUUAGGAGGAGCGUCUGACAGUGAAUUCGAAGAUGAUUUAGAAACGGAAGUUGACGACCCAACUGUUUCUGUCCCAGAUGAGAAACCAUUUUUAAAACAACACGAACCUCGCGAUAGGUAUAAUCUUGCAUAUAUAGUCUUUUAUUUACUUGGCAUAAACACAUUGAUACCAUGGAGUUUUUUUAUUACUGCUGACGAUUAUUGGAUGUACAAAUUUAGAGAAAUAUCAGAAAAUUCAACGAAUCACAUGAACUACACUCAUGUAGAAAAUUUGGAAAAAAGAACUGACUUACAAGCCAGCUUUACAUCAUACUUAAGUGUGGCAAGUGCGUUUCCAAACACACUAUUCUUAAUUAUAAAUGCAUUUAUUAGUAAAAGAAUUCCACUGACAAUACGAAUGGUUGGGUCCCAGUGCACAAUACUCUUACUCUUCAUUAUGACAACAGCAUUUGUGAAGAUAAACACAGAUAUGUGGCAAAAUACAUUUUUAACAAUUACCUUGACCACAGUGGCAUUUGUGAAUGCUGCAAGUGCAAUAUUUGGAGGUAGCUUAAUGGGAAUUGUUGGUCGUUUUUCCCCAAAGUAUAUAACUGCUAUGCAAAGUGGCCAAGCUCUAGGAGGAAUUUUUACAGCCAUAGCAGAGAUAUGCUCAUUGUGGAUUGGUGCUAGUCCUAUACUCUCAGGAUUAGUUUAUUUCAUCAUUGGAGACAUAAUUUUGUUUCUAUCUUUGGUGGCAUACAUUAUUUUAGAAAAAGCUGCAUUUUUCAAACAUCAUAUGUUGGAAAAAUCUGCUGGGGCAAUAGAAAGAAAUUAUACUGUCACUGGAGAAGUGGCUUUUCCUCAAGGCACUACAAUUUCUUAUAUCCGUAUUUUAAAAAGAAUUUGGCCAUAUGGUGUUAGUUUAUUUUUGGUAUUCUUUAUAUCUCUGUCUGUAUAUCCAGCUGUUACUGUGUUAGUGGAAAGUCAGUACAAAGGAAAGGGUCAUGCGUGGAAUGAUAUUUAUUUUGUUCCUGUGGUGACUUACCUGAUUUUUAGUAUGGGCGACUAUGCUGGCAGAGUAUUGUCUGGCAUUCUUCAAUGGCCAAAGAAUAAACCGUGGGUUGUCAUGUUGUUAAGUUUCAUAAGGGCACUCUUGGUACCUCCCCUUAUGUUCUGUAAUGCGCAACCAAGACAUCAUCUUCCUGUUUACAUUAAGAACGACUUCUCUUAUAUUUUAUUAACUGUAGCAUUCGCCAUUAGUAAUGGCUAUCUGUGCAAUCUAACAUUUAUUUUAACUCCUGCGGUUGUAGAAUCUCAAGAAAAAGAGAUUGCAUCUGCUAUGAUGGGAGCUUUCCUUGGAUUAGGAUUAACAUCAGGUGCUACACUCAGUUUAGUCAUGGUGAAAACACUUUAAUCUGCAGUAUUAAACGAAUAAAUACUACUAAAGCGUCGAUCUCACUGCCGAUUAUACAGAUGCAGACAAAUAGGACCAUAGGACCUGGAGUCCAAAUAAUAUUAAUCUGACAAGUAAUGACGUUACUUAAUACUUCGUGACAAACUUUAUAAAUGUGACAUCACAUUAAAUUAUUUUCUACAUAUUCUUCAUAUGAAUUAUGUUUACUUUAUAUUUAAACAUUCCAUUAACGUAUAAAAUGUUUUUAGCAUAAAAUAAAGAUCGUACCUUAAA
Messenger RNA from Megalopta genalis, 2123 nucleotides. It is a transcript of the gene Ent1, whose product is annotated as Equilibrative nucleoside transporter 1. Lineage: Eukaryota; Metazoa; Arthropoda; Insecta; Hymenoptera; Halictidae. The record is from RefSeq and is a predicted model, not a curated record. Gene Ontology annotation, molecular function: nucleoside transmembrane transporter activity. Gene Ontology annotation, cellular component: plasma membrane. Gene Ontology annotation, biological process: nucleoside transmembrane transport.